GUGAGUACCUUAGAUCUCUGGCCACAGCAUGGGCGACGGCAUCAGCUGCGCCGGCAUAUGGCCAUGCUGGGCAGUCCCAUCGUAGGUGAUCGGCGGUAUGGCGGUGCACAGAGUGAGGAUGCAGAGGCCGAGCCUGAGGAUGCUGAUGAUGCUGAGGAAGCGGGGGACGUGGGAUUGCUAUAUCUCUGGGCCCUGGAAAUCUCCUUCCCACAUCCUGAUCAACGAGUGGAUGAGGAGGGAACCAUCAGAGCCGAGCUGCCAGAGCCUGCGAUGUUCGCAGACUUCCGGAGGACAUGUGGACGACCAGUCGUGGAAGCUGCGUGUGAAAAGUUGUGAAAAACA
Molecule: messenger RNA, 342 nt
Organism: Cladocopium goreaui
Lineage: Eukaryota; Dinophyceae; Suessiales; Symbiodiniaceae
Source: the annotation of a GenBank genome assembly